This is a messenger RNA of Adineta steineri, 513 nucleotides long. Lineage: Eukaryota; Metazoa; Rotifera; Eurotatoria; Adinetida; Adinetidae. The record is from the annotation of a GenBank genome assembly.
AUGGGCAUCCAAGUCGGAGUUUUACUUAUUCUUGGUGUUCUGGCAAGUGUAGUAAUGGGUAUUUAUGCCUUGGUUUAUAUAAAUAAAACAACGGUAGCAUCAACAACAGUGACAACUAGUACAACAAGUACGACAACAACGUUCUUACCAUCACAAUGUUAUUCGUACACAAUUAUCAAUGAUACAACACGUCUGAUAACAGCCGGACUUGGAUAUGCAAACGAUUAUGGACUAUUUUCAACCGGCACUUUGGUUCGCUUCUUUGGUGCUGGUGGGACUCAAAUAGCAACAUUCCCACCGGGCGGAUAUCACUGUACUGCAACCUAUACUGGUUGGUACGCGGGAGCAUUGCCUUCGUUCAGUAAUACUGUUACUGGCAUAAUGUGUUAUACACCCGGUUCAUCACCAUGUACUCUUUACAAUACAAUAUCGGUAACUAACUGUGGUACCUUUUAUGUGUAUAAUCUCAUUGAUCCACCCAAUUACAGUUAUAUACGUUAUUGUACUGUUUAA